CAAACCCGCGCCUGCCGCGUCGGCAGCCCCGGAGCGCGCCGGACGGCGGCGGUGGCAGCCAGAGGGGAAGGGGCGGCAGUGGCUCGAACAGCGGGGUUUGGGCCAUGGCGGCGGCGGCGACGGUGCCUGCGGGGGCCGAGGCCGCGGCGGGGGCGGAGUCGGCCGAGGGGCCCCCGGGGCCGGCAGCAGCGCUGGAGCUGUGGCUCAAUAAAGCCACAGACCCAAGCAUGUCAGAACAGGAUUGGUCAGCUAUCCAGAAUUUCUGUGACCAGGUGAACACUGAUCCCAAUGGCCCAACCCAUGCACCCUGGCUACUGGCCCACAAGAUCCAGUCUCCACAAGAGAAAGAAGCUCUUUAUGCGUUAACGGUGCUGGAGAUGUGUGUGAACCACUGUGGGGAGAAGUUCCACAACGAGGUGGCUAAAUUCCGCUUCCUCAAUGAGCUGAUCAAAGUGUUGUCCCCAAAGUACCUAGGGUCCUGGACCACGGAAAAAGUUAAAGGAAGAGUCAUUGAAAUACUUUUUAGUUGGACAGUCUGGUUUCCAGAGGAUAUCAAGAUCCGAGAUGCUUACCAGAUGCUGAAGAAACAAGGGAUCGUAAAGCAAGACCCUAAACUACCAGUGGAUAAAAUUUUGCCUCCACCUUCUCCCUGGCCCAAGAGCUCUAUCUUUGAUGCUGAUGAGGAAAAGUCCAAGCUUCUGACGAGGCUUCUGAAGAGCAAUCACCCUGAGGAUCUUCAGGCUGCAAACAGGCUGAUCAAGAAUUUGGUCAAGGAGGAACAAGAGAAAUCAGAGAAGGUGUCCAAGAGAGUCAGUGCUGUGGAGGAGGUACGGAGUCAUGUGAAGGUGCUGCAGGAAAUGCUAAGCGUGUACCGCAGGCCGGGGCAGGCCCCACCAGACCAGGAGGCCUUGCAGGUCGUGUAUGAACGGUGUGAAAAGCUGCGGCCCACCCUGUUCCGGCUGGCAAGUGACACCACAGAUGACGAUGACGCACUCGCUGAGAUUCUCCAGGCAAAUGACCUCCUCACCCAGGGAGUUCUGCUGUACAAACAGGUGAUGGAGGGCCGUGUCAUCUUUGGGAACACAGUGACCAGCUCAGUGGGAGACCUACCUGUCUCCAGAGUCUUUCAGAAUCCAGCAGGCUGCAGGAAGAACUGCCCUCUGAUCGACUUGGAGGUGGACAGCGGAUCUGAGCAGGCUGGGACUGUGGCACCAUCUUUGCUUCACCAGGACCUGGCAGCCUUAGGACUCAGUGAUGCUCCAGUUGCUGACAAGGUUGCCGGUCAGAAUUGCUGUGAGGAAAAGAGGAAUCCCACUGCCAGCACACUGCCGGGUGGUGGUGUUCAGAGCCCUUCUGCAGAAAAGAACUUGCUGGAUCUCCUCUCCCCACAGCCAUGUCCAGGGCCUCUGAAUUAUGUUCCACAGAAAAGUAUCCCUAAGGAAGUGCCCCCCGGCACUAAGUCCUCUCCAGGUUGGUCCUGGGAAGCUGGCCCAUUGUCUUCUUCCCCAUCCUCCCAGAAUACACCUCUGGCUCAAGUGUUUGUCCCUUUGGAGUCUGUUAAACCCAGCAGCCUACCGCCUCUCAUCGUGUAUGACCGGAACGGAUUCAGAAUUCUGCUCCACUUUUCCCAGACCGGGGCCCCUGGUCACCCAGAGGUGCAGGUGUUGCUAUUGACCAUGAUGAGCACUGCCACCCAGCCUGUCUGGGACAUCAUGUUUCAAGUGGCUGUGCCGAAGUCUAUGAGAGUGAAGCUGCAGCCGGCAUCCAGCUCCAAGCUCCCUGCAUUCAGUCCGUUGACGCCUCCAGCUGUGAUCUCUCAGAUGCUGUUGCUUGACAAUCCACACAAAGAGCCCAUCCGGUUACGGUAUAAGCUGACAUUCAACCAGGGCGGACAGCCUUUCAGCGAAGUAGGAGAAGUGAAAGACUUUCCAGACCUGGCAGUCUUGGGUGCAGCCUAACUUUUCACGAGACAGACCCUGCCGCUCGAGCUUAGGCCAGUGUGAAUGUUGCUGUCUAGAUAGGACUAAUCACGGUGAUUUAGUGCGGAGUGCCAAGAGUUCUAUCCCGACGUCAGGCUCUGGAUCCCAACCUCUGACUUAUUCUGCAGAUACUACUUGUGUGUGUGUGUGUGUGUGUGUGUGUGUGUGUGUGUGUGUGUGUUGUGGGGGGUUGUGGGGGUGGGUAGCGCAGGGCUUGGGGUGUGGGCAGUGUGGGGAAAUGCUAAAGCAUUUCUGACAACCAUCUGCUACAAUCAUCUGUUUCUGCAUGUGGGUGGACACUGAUGUCCCCGCCUCAGGUUGGAGGUUUUAUAAGCCAAAGUUGUGUUGUGUUGUGUUUUUUCUGUGUAUUGUUCUCUUUUCAUCCAUCCACUCUGUGCCUUGUCAGCCUUUGAAAGUCUCGGCUGCUCCCAGGCUGCUGUUCUCAGGGACCUUAAAAGGGACCUGGUUGGUCUUGGGACAGAGAGUGUCUUCUGGGGCACUCUCUUCCAAGAAAGACCUUGUCUCCAUUUCCAUUAGAGAAUGCUGCUUGCUUGUUUUUGAGAAGAUCUUCUAAAUGGAAUGCUUAUUGCACUGUUUUCCAGGCGAGGGGCUGCCACUAGACGAGAGGACCACACUUAGUGGGCCAAGCAUGUCCUUCACCACUGUGCCUUAGAAUCACCCAGAGAGGACCUUCCAGGGCAGAGGGGAAAGCAGAUCCUAGGCCUUAAUGCAGGCCUCAGGUUCCGUGGGUGGGGCAGCCUGUCUGGGCCCUUACUCAGGACCCUCCUCUCCAUUCUCAUCCUGUUUCUCCACAAGCAUUUACCCUCCAAGCUCUUUGAUUGUGACGCCAUGCCAGUCAUUGUCAGCCAUAACUAACAGGCUCACUCUUGCCUGUUGACUUCACCGUCCAAGAUGAAGGACUGAUGCAAAUAGAUCUGAAAAGAGCUUAGCAGUGAUUUAAGUGGUGAACUGAAUAUAGAAAGUCCUUGAAUAAAUACCCAUGUAGCAAA
Molecule: messenger RNA, 2989 nt
Organism: Panthera uncia (snow leopard)
Lineage: Eukaryota; Metazoa; Chordata; Mammalia; Carnivora; Felidae
Gene: GGA2
Product: golgi associated, gamma adaptin ear containing, ARF binding protein 2
Exons: 17
Coding region: 105-1958 (617 amino acids)
Biological process (GO): intracellular protein transport; vesicle-mediated transport
Cellular component (GO): trans-Golgi network
Molecular function (GO): ubiquitin binding; small GTPase binding; phosphatidylinositol binding
Source: RefSeq, a predicted model, not a curated record